This is a messenger RNA of Ruditapes philippinarum (Manila clam), 2799 nucleotides long. RefSeq lists its product as uncharacterized. The record is from RefSeq and is a predicted model, not a curated record. The transcript has 3 exons. Lineage: Eukaryota; Metazoa; Mollusca; Bivalvia; Venerida; Veneridae. The coding region runs from base 1267 to 1935 and encodes 222 amino acids.
UGGUCCUAUACCCAAACACAGACAGAUCUACUCUUAUACAGACUUUAAAUAUGGAUGAUAUAAAGGACAUAAUUGAUUCUUCAAUAAACAAAGAUACAUAUUGUAGUCAAAUCACCAAUAGUAACAGUGAAACCAUUAGUGGAAGAGAACGUUCCUGCUUUGAAGGACAUACAGAGGAAAAUCAGAAAACCAUUCGUCGGUCAACUCAACGGAAUUUUCCUGAAGCAGAUGCUUAUUUACUUGAGCCACAUGGAAACUGUCUCGAAAAACAUGACAUGUUGUCAGAACUGGAUAUUAAUUUUGAUUAACCCGAAAGCAAUUUACCAAAAGAGCUUAACAAUUUGUCCGAUUAAAAUUUAACUUCACCUGAAUUCGCUGUUGAUAUAAAUACUGAAAGUGAUCUGGUUAAAGAUAAUUAACGUAUUUGCAGUCUUGGAAGAACAUGACGACGAUGUUCCCGAAAUAGAUGUUUUUGAACACAGAAGACACAAAAACAAUAAACAAAUUGAUGAAAGAACUUAUGACGCAGUGAAGGAGAGCAAAAAGAGACCAAAGAAAUCAAAAACAGAAUUUAAAGAGGGACAAGACAUUCCGGCCGAUUUAACCUGCGGCAUAUGUUUGGAGCUAUACUACAAUCCACAUCGCCUUGAUCCAUGCAAACACAUUUUCUGUGAGAAUUGUUUACGCCGCAUGUGUAGGCAAAACCCAACGCUUACAAAAUGUCCAAUAUGCAGAAACGUGAUUCGUAAAUGUGUCGCUGACAAGGAUUUGACACAGAAGAUCCUGAAACAGCAUGGACGUCUUUAUAAACAGAGAGCCCGUGUUAUUUCUCGGAAAAAGAAAAUAUUCCGAUUGCCAUUUUGCAGCAGAACUCAGCGUGAAGUGGGUCUGCAAGGGCGCGGAUACGGCCCCCUUACAUUUCCGAAAUUCAUAAAUGCACUGGAUGUUAUUAUUUUUGUGAACAUUUUCAAACGACUUUUUUGGGUACUCCUGUUAAUAGCAAUAAACAACAUUCUCUAUAAAUUGGAUAUGCUCCUAUAUACUAAUGUUGGAAGUAUAUGCUCCGAUUUCAGACGAAAUACAUUCCUAUCUCUCAACACUUAUAGGUAACCUUUUUAUGUUUGGGAUAAAGUAUGUUUUGACGAAGUUUUUAAAAGCUGCCUUUGAUCAAACUAUAGGGCAUAUUGUUUCAUUUGUAUUAAUAAUUUCUGUAUUAUUAGAUGGCAGUUAGCAUCACAAGAAUACAUUGAAUCAAAAUUUAAAUUAAUGAUUACUGAGGAUCUGCUUGGUAAGAAGCUCAAAGACCUAGAAAAAGUCAUUAAACUCCAAGUGCAGAAGGAACUAGAUAGUAUACAUAAAGAAGUGAAGGUAGUAAGUGAUGGGGUUAAGUCGAUAGAAGAUGUUAUAGAAACUCUGAGAAAUAAAGUAUCAGAUUUAGAAGUAAAAACCGAUCAACUGCAGGAAGGAAACCAUCAGUUACUACAUAAAAACAAAACGCUUCAAGAGCAAAUAGAUGAAAGGGAAGUUAAAGUCAAAUCAUUGGGAGAAAAGAACAAUCAUCUAGAACAGUAUACGCGAUGUAACAGCGUCAGAAUUUACGGAGUUGCAGACGAUGUCAGUGAAACCUACAAGGACACAUGUAAGAAGGUAAUUUCAAUUAUUUCCGAUAAGCUACAAAUAAAAGUCGGAAAUGGGGACUUUGACAUCACACAUAGGAUCGGGAAAUUCCGAAGUGAUGGGAACAGGCCCAUCAUAUGUAAGUUUGUACAGAGAUAUCUCAAACAUGAAGUAUUGAAAGCUCGCAGACAACUUAAGGGUUCGUUCAUCGUCAUAAGAGAAGACCUCACACGGGUCAACGCAAAACUUCUAGAAAACACCUCCGCACACGAUCAGGUGAAGGCUGCCUGGAGCGAUGAAGGCAGAAUCGUGGCAUAACUGAAUAACAAUAAAAAACUAGUUGUAUCUCGUCUAAGUGAUCUGGAUAAAGUGCCCGUCGGGUUCUCAGGAACUGUGAUACCAAGCACGGAAUCUAAGUGACUUUGUGUCGUUUGGUAACUAUUCAUACAUGUAUAGACUGAUAGAUAUAGCACGAAUGUGUAUAUGUUUACAUUUAUUUGACUUAUAUUUUGUUGGGAAAAUGUUCAAAAUUGUGUAGUUUUCAUAUAUAGAUAUAUAUAGUACGUUUUGACUAUUUUUUUAAAAUUUAUUUUUUGACUUUCUAUCAAAUAUGAAUUACGCGGCUAUGCGUUACUGUGUCUCUCUACCCUAGGAAGAAUACGUGAACAUUAAUUGUUUCUAUUAAAAUAUUGUUUACAUUAAACAUGUGCGGUAGUGUUUACUUGUAUACUGCCCCUCUUGGGUAAUUUCACUUUCGAUACCGUGAUGCCGCAUUUUAUAUUGUUUACAUUAAACAUGUGCGUAAGCACGUGGUAGUGUUUAUGUUUAUACUGAGCCUGUUGAGUAAUUUCACUUACCAUACUGUGAUUGGCUGAUGCACAGGGUAAAGCGCAAACAGCGCCACCGGAUAAAAAUGGCUGCGCCCAUGCCACAGGUAUUGUAGCAGCCCAAAAUUUAGUCAUCAGCCAAGCUUAUCAGCCAAGGCUAUAUUUCUGUCAUGAGCCAACUGAAAAUGAAUGUUAAUGAAUUUAAUUACUUAAAAAUGGUUAUAUAUCUAUGAAUAAUCUUUUAAGUGUUAUAUUUUUGCUGAAAUUGUUAUUAUUUAAAUAAUUGUUAUGAUGUUUACAAAAUUAGCCUGCUUUGAGGGACUAGUAAUUAAAAGGUACGGUAGAUUUUAAAGCG